Messenger RNA from Thlaspi arvense, 2691 nucleotides. The record is from the annotation of a GenBank genome assembly. Lineage: Eukaryota; Viridiplantae; Streptophyta; Magnoliopsida; Brassicales; Brassicaceae.
AUGCAUUUCUCACUGUGGAAGCAAAUUCACCACUGUGCUACUCUGAUCUUAGACAAGAGCAAGAGCAGGAGAAGAAGAGAUGGUGGUUCCGAUUCCUCUGUCAAUGUCAGGAAAAAAGCUUCAAUGCUUCGGAAAUUGUACGAAGACAAGCUAAGGGAAGCUCUAGAAGAAGCCUCUGAGAAUGGGUCACUCUUCAAAUCCCAAGACAUGGACCAAGAGAACCAAGACGGAGCCUUGGGCCGCUCCAGAUCCUUAGCUAGACUCCACGCGCAGCGCGAAUUCCUACGCGCCACCGCUUUAGCAGCCGAACGCAUAAUCGAAUCGGAAGACACCAUUCCUGAGCUCCGUGAAGCUCUCAGCAAGUUCCUAAGCAUGUACCCAAAGUACCAAGCUUCCGAGAAAAUCGACCAGUUAAGAUCUGACGAGUACAGCCACUUAUCAGGUUCAAAGGUAUGCCUUGAUUACUGUGGAUUUGGUCUCUUCUCUUAUGUUCAAACCCUCCACUAUUGGGAUUCCUGUACGUUUAGCCUCUCUGAGAUCACCGCGAAUUUGAGUAACCACGCGCUUUACGGCGGAGCUGAGAGUGGAACCGUGGAACAUGAUAUCAAAACUAGGAUCAUGGACUACUUGAACAUCCCUGAGAAUGAGUAUGGUCUUGUGUUCACGGUAAGCAGAGGCUCAGCUUUCAGGUUGCUAGCGGAAUCUUAUCCGUUCCAGACGAACAAGCGGCUUUUGACAAUGUUCGACCACGAGAGCCAGUCUGUGAACUGGAUGGCGCAGACCGCGAGGGAGAAAGGCGCAAAGGCUUACAACGCUUGGUUCAAGUGGCCGACUCUGAAGCUCUGUUCUACUGAUUUGAAGAAGCGGUUGUCUUACAAGAAGAGGAAGAAGAAAGAUUCAGCGGUCGGGUUGUUUGUGUUCCCUGCGCAGUCUCGUGUUACGGGUGCUAAGUACUCUUACCAGUGGAUGGCUUUAGCUCAGCAGAACCAUUGGCAUGUGUUGCUUGACGCUGGCUCUUUAGGUCCCAAAGAUAUGGAUUCUCUCGGCUUGUCCUUGUUCCGGCCUGAGUUCAUCAUAACUUCGUUCUACCGUGUGUUUGGUCAUGACCCGACCGGAUUUGGUUGCCUGUUGAUUAAGAAAUCAGUGAUGGGGAGUCUUCAGAGCCAGUCUGGUAAAACAGGAUCAGGAAUAGUGAAGAUCACGCCUCAGUAUCCGUUAUAUCUAAGCGAUUCAGUAGAUGGUCUCGAUGGUUUGGUUGGCUUUGAGGAUCAUGAUGACGAGAAGAUGAAAGAAGCUCAUCGUCCGGGAACUCAGAUGCCGGCUUUCUCGGGUGCAUACACUUCAGCACAAGUGAGAGAUGUGUUUGAAACAGACCUCCUUGAAGAUAACAUUUCUUCUGAUAGAGAUGGAACUACUAGCACCACCAUUUUCGAAGAAACCGAGAGUGUCUCUGUUGGAGAACUGAUGAAAAGCCCUGUUUUUAGCGAAGACGAGUCGUCUGACAAUUCGUUUUGGAUCGAUUUGGGGCAAAGCCCUCUUGGCUCUGAGCAGCAUAACAAGAUUGCGUCUCCGCUGCCGCCGAUUUGGUUUACAAACAAGAGAAACCAGAAACAACGACACUCGCCUAAACCAAUACCGAAGAGUUACAGUAGUCCGAUGUAUGAUGGUAACAAAGACGUCCUCUCGUUCGAUGCUGCUGUUAUGUCGGUUACAGAACACGGGACAAACACGACUCCAUUGCGGAACAGGAGGAGUUCUGGUAGUAAUCUCCAUGCUCAUGAGAUAGAGGAGGAAAACUGCGGUCGUAGCUUGGCAAAUGGCUCGUUGUUGACUUCCAACAUUUCAUCAGAAAUCAAAGAGAGCGCUGCGAUUAGACGAGAGACGGAAAGAGAUUUCAGGUUAUUGGGAGGGAGAGAUGGUGGUAGAAGCAGGCUAUUAGGAGUGGAAGAUGAACAUCCGAGCAAAGGAAGACGGGUUUCGUUUAACAUGGAACGUGUUAGUCAUAGCAUUGUAGAGCCCGGUGAAGCUUCUCUAGCUAGCUUUUAUGAUGAAGAGUACCAUAACAACACGAGUGAUGUUGAGAAUGGAGAUGAUGAAGGUGCGGAUGAUGAGUGGGAUAGGAGAGAGAACGAAACCGAGAUCGUUUGCAGGCAUAUCGAUCAUGUGAAUAUGUUAGGUCUUAACAGAACCACGACGAGACUCAGGUUUCUGAUUAACUGGCUUGUGAUAUCGUUACUGCAACUACAAGUGCCUGAAUCAGGAGGAAGAAACAUGAAUCUUGUGCAGAUAUAUGGACCGAAGAUCAAAUACGAAAGAGGAGCAGCGGUUGCAUUCAAUGUUAGAGAUAAAAGCAAAGGCUUUGUUAGUCCGGAAACUGUUCAGAGACUCGGUGAAAGAGAAGGUAUAUCUCUAGGCAUUGGUAUACUGAGUCACAUACGCAUUGUGGAUGAUAAACCGAGAAACCAUAGAGCUCGGAGUAAAGAAGAUAAUGCAUUGCACUUGCAUAAUGAGGUCGGGAAAAACGGGUUUAUAAGAUUUGAGGUUGUUACAGCUUCUCUUAGCUUCUUGACAAACUUUGAGGAUGUUUACAAGCUUUGGGCUUUUGUUGCCAAGUUCCUAAACCCUGGUUUCAGCAGAGAAGGUUCACUUCCUACUGUUGAAGAAGAAGAAGCAGAGGACUCAGAGACGUGA